This is a messenger RNA of Gastrolobium bilobum, 2771 nucleotides long. Its product is annotated as ABC transporter D family member 2, chloroplastic. Gene Ontology annotation, molecular function: ATP hydrolysis activity; ABC-type transporter activity; ATP binding. Gene Ontology annotation, biological process: transmembrane transport. Lineage: Eukaryota; Viridiplantae; Streptophyta; Magnoliopsida; Fabales; Fabaceae. The transcript has 10 exons. The record is from RefSeq and is a predicted model, not a curated record. Gene Ontology annotation, cellular component: membrane. The coding region runs from base 167 to 2446 and encodes 759 amino acids.
CACACUUCUAUCAAUCAGCAUAAUACAAAGUCCUUCAUUUUCAAAAGCCAUAGCCACAUAGUAGCAGAAUGUUGGGUUGGUUACAAUAAAAUAUAUGGAAACCAAGCAUUGAUUAUGCAUAUUUCAUAGUUUUGGAACAAUUUAAGAAUACCCAGAAAGUAAAAAAAUGAUUUUGCUUACUCAACAACAACCACACCCACUUUUCUUCUUUUCAUCUACCUAUAAGUCCAACCCUACUCCAUAUCACCAUGUCCAACUUCAUCUUGGUUUUAAUGUGUUCACCCCAUUUUCACAUGUGCCCAUCAUGCCCAUUUGCACAGGAAAGGAUUGCAGGAGGAGGAACUGGAACAGAUUUUCCUCUUCUUCUUCUUCAACAGCACCAGCUCCAUUGCCCCCUGACCCAGAUAAGCAACAAGAGCAAGUGAGGGAAGAAAGUGAUGGAGUAGUUGCCCAGGGUAAGAGUCCUGAUCUGAAGACGCUUUUUAGAAGGUUCUGGAAAGUGGCAGCCCCUUAUUGGUCUUCAGAUGACAAGGUCCAAGCAAGAUUGCAGCUUGCUGGUGUUUUUGCUCUCACUUUGGCUACUACUGGAAUCAGUGUUGGCUUCAAUUUCCUAGGAAGAGACUUCUAUAAUGCACUUGCCAAUAAGGAUCAAGAGCAAUUCACAAAGCAACUACUUUACUACUUGGGUGGCUUUGCUGGAGGAAUCCCGUUUUUUGUAUUGAGAGAUUAUGCAAGAGAAACUCUUUCUUUGAGAUGGAGAUCUUGGAUGACGAGCUAUUACAUGGAUCGCUAUCUGAAGAAUCAGACUUUCUAUAAAAUUCAGUCUCAGUCAAUCAUUGAUAAUCCGGACCAGCGAAUUGUUGAUGAUCUAAGUUCUUUUACUGGGACAGCCCUUUCUUUCUCCCUGACACUCUUUAAUGCUGCUGUAGACUUGAUUUCGUUCAGUAACAUCUUGUAUGGAAUCUAUCCUCCCCUCUUCGUUGUUCUUCUCAUAUACUCUAUUGGUGGGACAGCUAUCAGUGUUUUCCUUGGAAGGGGACUGGUGACUUUAAAUUUCUUGCAAGAGAAAAAGGAAGCAGACUUUCGUUAUGGGCUUGUACGGGUUCGAGAAAAUGCUGAAUCGAUUGCUUUCUAUGGUGGUGAAGAUAGUGAAAUGCAACUUCUUCUGCAGCGCUUCAGAAGUGCUUUUGAAAAUCUGACUCAAUUGUUGAUUUCUUCUAGAAAUCUGGAGUUCUUCACCAGUGGCUACCGGUAUCUCAUUCAAAUUCUUCCUGCUGCUGUUGUUGCUCCAAUGUAUUUCUCUGGAAAAAUUGAGUUUGGUGUAAUCAAUCAGUCUGUCUCUGCUUUUAAUCAUAUCCUUGGUGACUUUUCCCUCAUUGUGUACCAGUUUCAAGCUAUAAGUGCUUUUUCUGCUGUUAUUAAUCGGUUAGGUGAAUUUGAUGAUGUUUUGGACAGAGGCAGCUCCAAGUCUCUCUCUGAUACUUUGGAAAACAUACAUAUUACAUACAAAGAUUUUAGUAGUUCAUCUGUAUUGGAAUCUAAUGGAUCGAUUCCACAAGAAAAGAAUGAAACAUUUUUGGAAAUUCAAAAUUUGAUUCUGAAGACACCAAGUGAAUCCACACUUAUUAGAGACUUGUCAUUGACGAUCAAGGAAAAGGAUAACUUACUGGUAAUGGGACCGAGUGGAAGUGGCAAGACUUCUUUGUUAAGAGCUAUGGCUGGUUUAUGGAAAACUGGAACUGGAAAGAUCAUAUACUAUGUCAAAGGCAGAGAAGAUCCCGAGCAAACCAUUUGUUCAGACGCAAAUACUCCUUUAGUAAAUACUGCUGAUGCCACAUAUGAAGAAGAUGGAAAGUUUAUAAGCAGAAAAUCCAGAAUAUUUUUCCUUCCUCAAAGGCCAUAUAUGGUUUUGGGUACUCUUCGUCAACAAUUACUAUAUCCAACUUGGGCCGAAGAUGUAGUUCCUAUAUCAGAUAGUACUAAACCAAGAGAUAUGCUUCCUUUCUUGCCAAACAUGCCAAACUCAGAUAACAAGAAUGAUAAGCCUAUGAAGCCAACAACAGAUGAGUUGAUAAAGAUUUUAGAGGAUGUCCGUCUUGGCUAUUUAUUGGGUCGUUUCAGCUUGGAUUCAACACAUGAAUGGUCUAGUGUUCUUUCACUGGGAGAGCAGCAACGCCUCGCGUUUGCUCGUCUUUUGAUUUCAAAACCUCAAUUGGCUUUGUUGGAUGAAUCUACAAGUGCACUUGAUGAAGCCAAUGAGGUUCAUUUGUAUGAAAAGAUUGGAGUAGCAGGCAUAACAUACAUCAGCAUUGGCCAUCGCUCAACCUUACGUGACUACCACAACAGGGUCUUACGCAUAUCCACAAUCGAUUCUAACCAAGAACAGCAAAAUUGGUGCGUUGAAUCCAUUAGACGUGAAUCCACUUUAAAAUUUACAAAUCUAUGAUGGUAGAGGGCUUCAGAAUUGAUUGCAAAGCUUUGCUGCAUACAUUCUCAGAAGACAUUUAUGCUUCAAAUUCAUUGAACAAUAGUUUUGAUGUAUAUGGAUGUCAAUUUGUAGAUUUUCCCUUGCAACUAGCUGCUAUAACGUUCAAGUUUAAUUCAUACAGGUUGAUAGAAACACUAAUAGAAGAAUGUUUCUUUUAACUUAGGAGUCUUUCUGUUUUCAAUUCAAUUUUUUUUGAAGUAAUGCAUCUUUCAUAGAUUAUGGUUUUGAUUCAGUGCAUCCAAUUUACAUGCACUAAGUUGAUAAAGUAUUGACAAAUUAUUAA